AUGGAUUCUAAUCCAUAUCAAUAUUUUGUUGAUCUUUUUCAAAGUCAACAAGAAUCUUCCAUUGGUUUAGAAUCUUCUUCUAUUCCGCCAUUUGGCACUCAAGCUUCUGAAGGUUCUAACUUCGAACAAGACAGUCCUGCAGCGCGUACACCAAGAAGGGCGUGGACAUCAACAGAUGAUGUCGUUCUCAUAAGCUCGUGGCUAAACACGAGUAAAGAUCCCGUUGUAGGGAAUGAGCAACGCUUUGUUGCUUUCUGGAAACGGAUAGCAGCGUACUUAUCGGCGAGCCCCAAGCUUGCAGGCUGUGAAAAAGAGAGGCGUCUCAAUGCUGCAACCAGAGAGAAGAGUAGUGGACAAAAUGAGAAUGAUGUUCUCAAAGUAGCCCACGAAAUUUUCUUCAACAACCAUAAGAAGAGGUUCACGCUUGAACAUGCUUGGAAGGAGCUCCGCAAUGACCAAAAGUGGUGUGAGCUUUCGACGGUUAAAAAUGAAGGAAUCUCCAAAAAGAGGAAGUGUGAGGACGGUUUUAAUUCGGCAAGCUCUCAAGCUGCGACUGGGGUAGAUGAGGAAGGAGCCAUUCGUCCCCCGGGGGUUAAGGCAGCAAAAGCCCGGGGUAAGAAGACGAUGGUUGAGGGCUAG
This is a messenger RNA of Brassica oleracea var. oleracea, 639 nucleotides long. Its product is annotated as glutathione S-transferase T3-like. The transcript has 2 exons. NCBI's taxonomy places the organism in Eukaryota, Viridiplantae, Streptophyta, Magnoliopsida, Brassicales, Brassicaceae. Bases 1 to 639 code for a protein of 212 amino acids. The record is from RefSeq and is a predicted model, not a curated record.